Messenger RNA from Necator americanus (New World hookworm), 495 nucleotides. RefSeq lists its product as uncharacterized. Bases 1 to 495 code for a protein of 164 amino acids. NCBI's taxonomy places the organism in Eukaryota, Metazoa, Nematoda, Chromadorea, Rhabditida, Ancylostomatidae. The record is from RefSeq and is a predicted model, not a curated record. The transcript is spliced from 5 exons.
AUGGAUUUUUUCGACGUACGAAAAUUAACAUCCGGACAACCAAAAGAUCUUGUUGCUGCUGGUGAUGAUUAUUCUGCAGUCGCAUUUCUUCCAGUCGUUAUGAUCGGUGCAGUUGUGCUGGGAAUUUGUGGCGUAUGCCAGUAUAAGAAAUGGAAACAUGAGAAGAAACAGAUUGCUCAUCUCAACGAUUUCUACGAGAUACUCGAAGAAACCAAAUGUCAUGAUCAUCAUGGAAAAAUGGUAGUUUUACAGCAGAAUGGUUCUAAUGAGGUAUGUCUCGAAUUUGAGCGAAUUCGACGUGCGAUGCUCGUGCCACCGCCGGAUUCUUCGCCGUUCUUCCAGCCAUCGCAUAGGACGCGUUCUAUUCGUUACGAUAUUCCACAAAAAGCCACUACAGCUACUGAGGUAAUCUUCCAUUUCACGAAUUUAAAUGCGCAAAGUCGGAAGAUUUCCAUUGAGGACCUAUCAGAUAGUGAAAUUGAGUACAUCGUUUAA